Rhodofomes roseus is the source of this 1210-nucleotide messenger RNA. RefSeq lists its product as uncharacterized. Gene Ontology annotation, biological process: regulation of DNA-templated transcription. NCBI's taxonomy places the organism in Eukaryota, Fungi, Basidiomycota, Agaricomycetes, Polyporales, Fomitopsidaceae. The transcript is spliced from 4 exons. Bases 83 to 1210 code for a protein of 375 amino acids. Gene Ontology annotation, molecular function: RNA polymerase II cis-regulatory region sequence-specific DNA binding; DNA-binding transcription factor activity, RNA polymerase II-specific. The record is from RefSeq and is a predicted model, not a curated record.
CAGAGCAACGAGGAUAUAGUGCGGUCGCUGGCGCUGCUGCGUGCCUUUGCGUUCGCCAUUUCCGUUGCAUAUUCUCUGCGUGAUGUCCUCCUUCUGUCUUCCGGUCGAACAACUGAGUCGACUGCGAGUAUCGAUUCGCGUAUUCAGAUCGGGUGGCUUUUCCUUUAGCUUCGAGCACCAUGAUGGAGACCAAGCAGUGAUGGAUGAUUUCACCAGUCAUCCUUACCACUCUUCCCCAUAUACAGUCCAGAUAGAAGCACUAGAAGACUCGGAUGGACAUGUUUUGCAAGUUUCCAGCCUGUGCAACCGGACACCACACCUAGCUCCGUCGAUGCAGAACCACUCCGAGUCGAGCGACUUCCACAGCACAAUCUCGGUGAUAACACCAGGAGAACAUUCCAACCUGUAUACUGGUGACCCUCUGCUCGAUCAUUUCUCGGGAGUGCCUUUGGCAGGUCGGUGCAGUAUUUUAUCCAGGACCGUCAAUACUGAUCGCCGCAUACUAGGGUUCAGCUUUCCGACCGGCGUAGAACAAAAUCAGAAUCUAUAUGACACUUCAACGACCUCGGAUGUCCCCGAACGAUAUUAUGAGUACUUCUCCGGCAACAUACCAGCACAAUCAACAACGGCACCUGGCGAGAGCCUGAGAAGACCCGAACUCAACUUUCCAGUCGCUGACGACAACGUCAACGUACUUGGCCGCUCGUCCGUUCCCGUCAAUCAGAUGUGGAUGCAACCCGACCCCGCGGGAGCGUCUCAGUCCGAUACUCAAAAUGGUGAUCAGGCUGUGGAUAACAGCUCCAUCAUCUUCGUCGAUUCGUCACAUCCCUCGUCCACGUCCAGCACUCCCGACCCUCUGAUCCCUUCAGAAGACGAGCCAGUGCCGACGUCUUCUCCGGAGGCUUCCUCGUCGAGGCGCCGCAAGCGCAGCUACGCUUGUCCAAAAUGCCCGCACCGCUUCACCAGCGAGUAUACCCUCAAGGUGCACCUGCGUGCGCACAAGCCGAAGCAGCCCAAGGCGCUCCCGUGCACGAUGGGCUGCCAGGAGCACUUCUCGCGGCAGCACGACCGGCUGCGGCAUGAGGUAACGAAACAUAGGCGAGUCUGCGAGUGGGUCUGCGAGGAUUGCCGCAAGUUCUUCUCGUCGAAGCGGACACUGUCCAAUCAUAUUUGCCGGACCACAGGCGGUUUCAACCGAUGGGGGAUUUAG